AUGGUUUCGAAUGCGCACUCUGUUGACACAGCGGGUAUGGGACCUAUCCACGAUGCAGAACACCUGGUGUUCGCAAUUGACAUGGACAUGGAGACCUCUUUGGAGGUGAAAGGUCAGGGGAUCUCACCAACCACACGUCUGGAUUGGAUCAAGCAGGGCAUCAUGAUGAUUAUCAAUGCCAAGCGCCGACUUCAUCCGGGACACAAAUUCUCCAUCGUCUUGCUGAGGGAGCAAGCUGAGUUCUGGCUGGAUGGUCUGCGCACAUCUCCGGAGGACGUUCUGGACUAUGUGGAGGCGCUGAAGCCACAAAUGUAUGCAUACGAUGUUUUCGAGUUUGGGAGCUUGUUACAGUUGCUGCAGCCCUACAACUGCAAGGAGCUGCGAGUGAUGAUGAUCUACUCAAGGUCCAGCUGUGUGCCAACAUGGAAUGUCCAGAACAGCAGUGGGGAAGGGAUGCGCCUGGAUGUGUUGUAUGUCCAUCAGAAGGCUGAUGAUGGUUUGGAAAACCCACAAAAGGUCUACAACGUCUUGGCAAAACUGGCAGACACAGUGUCGAACAACGCGGGCCAUGAUUCUUACAUCAGCAUGUCAGCAUGGAGUCAGCCCAGGCGGCUCAUGAGCGAAUUCGUUUCUUUCAUAAGCCAUCCGGGGCAGCGCAUUCGGCAGCCUCUGCUGCCCCAUCCUGUAGACAUUGCGAAUUCUCAACAGCAACAGCAGCAACAACAGCAGCAGCAGCAGCAGCAGCAGCAGCAACAGCAGCAGCAGCAACAGCAGCAGUCAUCAGCUCCUCCAAGGGCUUCCAGCGGCAAUGCCACCCAGCCCUCAGCUGAACAGGCAGCAAGGGCGCCCUACCCCGGCGUUGCCUCUCCUCGGAGCAACAGCUCUGGACGGGGCUGGAAGAAUGCCUUUGUCUCUAGCUUGCAGUCUGUGGUCCACAAAGGGAAGGGAAACAACAGCGGGGCACCCCAGAAGGCCCAGCCACAAACACCCACUAUUGGGAGCAGCCAAGAAAUAGACCCCAAUAUGCAGGUCCUGGUCGACGUGGUGGUCCCAACCGCAGACAUCAGCAGCCCACCAAAUGAACAAUCUCACACGCCAAACUAUAUGUAA
Molecule: messenger RNA, 1110 nt
Organism: Ostreobium quekettii
Lineage: Eukaryota; Viridiplantae; Chlorophyta; Ulvophyceae; Bryopsidales; Ostreobiaceae
Source: the annotation of a GenBank genome assembly